Molecule: messenger RNA, 959 nt
Organism: Poecilia latipinna (sailfin molly)
Lineage: Eukaryota; Metazoa; Chordata; Actinopteri; Cyprinodontiformes; Poeciliidae
Product: immunoglobulin superfamily DCC subclass member 3-like
Exons: 6
Coding region: 72-959 (295 amino acids)
Biological process (GO): cell-cell adhesion
Source: RefSeq, a predicted model, not a curated record
GUUGCUUGGCAUCCGAACUGUCUUUCAUUUUGGAACCCAGCGAUGUGAUCGCAGUAAGGGAUCAACCACUCAUGCUGGAUUGCCAGGUGCAGGGCGAGCGACCGAUUACAAUCACAUGGCGUAAAAAUGGGAUGCCCUUACCCUUCAGCCCACGAGUCCAGGUACUGGAAAAAGGAACACUGUUAAUUCAAAGAUUCCAGAAACGCAGAGAAGGGAUUGAUGCAGACAUGGGCGAGUAUGACUGUGCUGCACAGAAUCGUUAUGGCUUGCUGGUGAGCCGCAAGGCCAAAGUUCAUUUGGCGUCUCUUCCAAAGUUCCACACUCAUCCAGUAUCCAUGUCUGUGAAUGAGGGAGGAGUUGCUCGCUUCCAGUGUCAAAUAAAUGGUAUUCCUGAGGCUACCAUAACAUGGGAAAAAGAUAAAGGACCACUGAACACUUCUGACAGCAGGUACACUCUUCUACCAAUGGGUAUCUUACAAGUAACAGGUGUAAGGAAGGCAGACACAGGAAUUUUUCGCUGUGUGGCCACCAAUAUUGCAAACACUCGUUACAGUCAUGACGCCACACUCAAUGUUACAGGUGGAGCUCCUAGAAUCUAUAAGGAGCCAGUCAUCCUGUCUGGGCCCCAGAAUCUUACCAUCACUGUCCAUCAGACUGCCAUUUUGGAGUGCAUUGCCACAGGGAACCCUCGGCCCAUUGUUUCUUGGAGCAGGCUAGAUGGACGUUCUAUUGGAGUGGAGGGUAUACAGGUCGUCGGGACAGGCAACCUGAUGAUCUCAGAUGUCACCCUGCAGCACUCCGGUGUUUAUGUGUGUGCUGCCAAUCGGCCUGGUACCAGAAUGAGACGCACAGCACUGGGACGCCUGGUGGUACAAGGAAUUAAUUCAGGCCACCGGCAGAAGCAACUCUUCACACAACAAGGAAUGAUCAUUGACACACUGAUGUCUGAUCAAGUCUGA